AUGGAUCUUCCUGUGAAUAAGAUACAUCGUAUUUUAUUGGAUGCUGGCAUACCAUCAACUAUUGAAGAUCUAAAAAAUCCUACAGAAGAAUACAUUAUGAAGUUAUUAACGUCGUUUUUGUCACGGUUUGGUAUUGAUAUAAACUUAAUCAAUCAGCCAACUGCAGAACAGUCCUCAAUUAUGACAUAUUUCAAAGAUUCUGAUAUAAUACAAUUGAUCAACUUACAUGCAGCUCUAACACAAAUAUUUGACAAAAUAUUUCUAUGCGGUUUCUGUAUUACUGAUAUUACUAAUCCAGGGCAAAAACGUCUUCGAAGGCAAGCCAAAUAUCUUGCUAACUUUAUAUUAUAUACAAUGCAAAAAAAAUCAGAGUUUAACGAUAGAAUGGAUGAAAUUCAUGCUAGAUCUAGGCUAGUAGAGGAAUUGAAAGAUAAAAAGAUUCAAAUUCUGGAAUCUAUUAAUAAGAAAGCUUUGCACAAAGCAAAACAAUUAUCUUUGAUAAAAAAACUUGAAAGUGAUAUACAACAUAUGCAAUUAAAAAUUGAAAAAAACAAUAAGAGGGAAUUAGAACUUGAGGUGAUAAAAAACGAAGAAGAAAAGGAAAACCGGAAAAUUAAGGAACUUUGCACAUCUGUUAAAGUAACAGUAAUGAAGCUGUCCAAAGCAAUAGAUGAUUUACAGUCAGAAGUCGUACAUUCACCUGAAGAGAUUCGGUCACGUCUAAAUGAACUUGAGGAGCAAAAGAACUUAAAAAUAGAGGAACGCAACAUAAUGCAAGAAGCCAUUCAAGAUAAGAAACAAUCUAUAAAACAGAUUGGGGCAGGACUUGAUGUUGUUCAGAAAGUGAAUGAUGAAUUGCCUACAUUAAAAAUUACAUAUGAGCAAUUAAUAAACCAUAAAACGCAAUCAGAUAAUAUUAAGAAGCAAAUUGAGUCACUAGACAAUAUGUGGAUUGAACAACAAAAUAAAUUAGCAAUGCAUAAAGAUCAAGUUGAUAUCGAAAUGAAUGAACUUCAAUCGCGUCAUGAGAAAGAUAUGGCUUCAUUGCAUAAUUUGUAUAAACAGUUAUUAAGUGAGAAGAAAUUGAAGAAAACUCAAUUAGAUGCAAGUAAAGUUUGCUUUAAUGAAAAAUGUUUGGAAAGAAAUAAGCUGAGAGAAGACAUUAGAAAAAAAGAAGAGGAAUCCAUGGCUCUUGUGCAUAGUUUUCAAGAAAUUUAUGACAAUGAAAUUACUAAUGAACUUGAAUUACGGAAAGCCUGCAAGGAAUUAUAAUUAGAGAAUACUCUAAAAAUUUGGAGGCAUUUAGAAGAAAGCAUCUAGUAAGACGGAUCAUAUUAAUUAUAUGUAUUAUACAAUAUAAUUUUAUUAUGAAGUUCUUAUUAUCAUAGAAGUAAAAAUUGUAGAAUAAAUAACUUAUACUACUAUCUGUACUACACACACACACACACACACACAUACACACACACACACAUAUGUAUAUAAAUAAUACUAUACGUAGUAUAUCAUAUGAGGUACGACAAUAUUAUAUUUUUACUGAAAGUUAAUUUAAUCGGAUAUAAAUUUUUCUAAUAUAAAAUCAGAGUAAAAUUUUUUAAAUAU
Messenger RNA from Odontomachus brunneus, 1599 nucleotides. Its product is annotated as kinetochore protein nuf2-like. The coding region runs from base 1 to 1272 and encodes 423 amino acids. Gene Ontology annotation, molecular function: protein-containing complex binding. Gene Ontology annotation, biological process: kinetochore organization; meiotic chromosome segregation; attachment of mitotic spindle microtubules to kinetochore. Gene Ontology annotation, cellular component: Ndc80 complex; kinetochore. NCBI's taxonomy places the organism in Eukaryota, Metazoa, Arthropoda, Insecta, Hymenoptera, Formicidae. The transcript has 8 exons. The record is from RefSeq and is a predicted model, not a curated record.